This is a messenger RNA of Penicillium chermesinum, 1854 nucleotides long. Its product is annotated as ankyrin repeat domain-containing protein. Bases 1 to 1854 code for a protein of 617 amino acids. The transcript is spliced from 2 exons. Lineage: Eukaryota; Fungi; Ascomycota; Eurotiomycetes; Eurotiales; Aspergillaceae. Gene Ontology annotation, molecular function: protein binding. The record is from RefSeq and is a predicted model, not a curated record. Gene Ontology annotation, cellular component: cytoplasm; nucleus.
AUGGACCUUCACCAAGCCGCAAGGCGCGGCAGCGUUCUCGAUAUACAGUCUGCGAUUGAAGAAGGGUGCGACGUCAACACCCGUGACGAAGCCGGGAAGACCCCGCUCUGGUUCGCCGUACAGGAAGGGCAUUUAGAAGCAUGCAAAUUUCUGAUUGCUCGAGGAGCUAGUGUGGAAGAACAAAUCCACAACGUCCUCGAACUCGCAGUGCAAGAAGGAUAUGCCGAAAUUGUCGAACUACUGUGGCCACACUGCGAAGGAGAAAGACAAUAUCUUUGUUUAGAAACGGCUAUCUCACUAGGCUUUCAUGGAAUUGCAGAUUUCUUCAUCGAAACCCGGGCGUUCGAAUAUCAGCAUUCUCAAUCCAGUCAUCUUGAGAUGAUCCAAAGAUACGGAUUCCCCGCGCGUGAUAUUGCAGCUUUUCAGCAAUGGGAGAGGUUUAUCUUCGUUAGGCGCUUUGAGAAGCUUCCUCUGAAUCGUAUCUUUUUUGACUACGCCCUUCUUCUUGCUACGAAGGCCGAUCGCAAUGCUGGGCUUCGACUAGUUACUUUAUUACUUCAGGGCGACACCCCGUUGGCCAAUCCAAAUUGCAUCAUCAAAAUCGACGCGGAAAUUGAGACGCCUUUGACAAAUGCAGCUGAGAAGAACAAUCUGGAGAUACUGGAUAUUCUAGUGCAGCGGCCUGAUAUACAGCUGACAAGUCGUGGCAAGUAUGGCUGGCCGGCUUUUCUCCAUCUGCUGGCAACCCCCGACUUCAUCGACUCUGAAAAAGGCCGGAUCAUGGCACGAAUGCUGUCUAAUGAGCCUUUUCCUCAUUUCUUUCCAAUUGAUGACAGGGCAGCUCGUCUGGAAAUUGUGUUCCGAAACGCCCUUCGGCUUGAGGACAAUGUUAUGUUGAAAAGGCUUAUCGACCUUAUACACGGUGCUGCAGGGACUUCUAUUCUCCCGCUCUUGAUCAAAGCAAAUGACGCACAUGGUCUGAGGUGGUUAUUGAAUAGUGACGUACAAUUUUUCUACCCGCUCAACGAGAUACUACCGAUGGAGAUUGCGGAAGAAACACUAGCGGGGUUGUCCCAGGCAUCUAUGGAUCAAUCCCUGAUGAAGGAAUGGGCAGAUAAAGGCUUUGCUAACGCAACGUUGUGGAGCGCCCUUCGAUUCGACACAUGGAAAAGCCCAGCAUUUGAGAGCCUCCUUUCAUGCUCUUAUGUUGACCUAGACAAGCCAUUUCCUAGCACAAGGGGCUUGGGUGCAGGUGAGGCUAAUAUUGCUUCACCUCCUUUAAUCGGAAAUUCAACUGGAAAUUCAACCGGUCAGAAAAGGAAAUUCCAAUCUGGAUCCGCAGCCGACUCUCCUGGUUUGCAUGUGCCCCUCGGUCCGCCGGAUAGUGCUGUCCUCACAGACUAUCAAAUACAACUCAUUCUACUAGAACAAGCGAAUAAGAGGCGAUUGGCCAGAGAAGGAAAAGGAGAGCCGUCUAUAUUAAAAAGCCCUCUGGUCUGGGCCGCAGCCAAUCGGAAACCUCAGCUUGUGGAACUUCUUCUAUGCACUUCGCGCGUCGAUGUCAAUUCACAAGACUCCCUGAAUCAAACUUCUCUCAUGCACGCCAUUGCCGUCAAUGACCAGCAAACUGUGGAGAUUCUAUUGAAAAGCAAAGAUAUCGAUCUUAAUUUGCGAGACCAUGACGGUAGAACAGCUAUUUUUCACGCCACAGAGAUUGGAGACUUGCACAUCAUACGACUGCUCACUGAGACUCGAAGGGUGGACCUUUCCAUUCGUGAUUCCAAGGGUAAAACUGUCAUUGAUUUGGCAAAAAAAACCAAGAAUCAAAAUCUUGUAGCUGCGCUUACUCCUUGA